GCAGGCGUUGUCCUCACAGUCUGGCUUCGCGUUCCUGCUGCAGACGACAGUGAUGAGUCACACAUGAGCACCCAUCAAAAUAGCGACGAGCGCUCAUGCAAGGCGCCUUUCCUGCUCGUCCUAGCGUCAGCGACAAAGGGGCCUUGAUUUAGUCGCUGUGCUCAUGUCAGAGGAAGUGCGUUCACGUGGCUGACUGUGUGUACUCGAUGACUUGGGGGCAACAAAACCUUCCGCAAAAGGUAUGCCGUUGAAAGGCGACAGAAAGUGCCAUUCAACUGCGUUUCGGUCAGUACUUACGACUGAAACCCGCAUCGCGCUGGAAGACGCGAUAAAGCGGCGAACGGAACGCGCGCGAGACUGAAUUUGGUGAAAACACUGAAGAUGCACGGCGCGUGCGGUUUGUUUACGCGGGAAAUGCCAUGAACAGGACCAACUGACAGCAGCUCUCUUCACAUAGAGGACUCGCUCUGCGGAGGGCAGGUUCGUUGCUUCGUUUUCGUCGGUUGGAUGCGACUGGCUGCGGUGUUCUGUCAUGUUUGGGCUGACCGGGAGAUGUAAGUGCGGUCUGGCACUGUCCCUCGUCCUCUCGGCGUGCUGUGUGUUCCUCUUCUGUGAAUAUGGCAUCUAUUUCCCCGCCAUUCUGCGCUGCUCGUGGCCAGAGAUCAAGCAGAGUGAAGACUCGCCCCGACCGCUGAGGGCUCUCUUCUUAUCGGACCCGCAUCUCCUCGGAGCCAUCAGAGGACACUGGUUCGACAAACUCAGAAGGGAGUGGCAGAUGGAGCGGGCAUUCCAGACGGCCAUGUGGUUGUUGAGACCAGAGAUGGUCUUUAUUUUGGGUGAUGUUUUUGAUGAAGGCAAAUGGAGCUCCCCUAAGGAUUGGGAAGAUGAUGUUAGACGUUUCAAGCAGAUCUUUCGCCAUCCCAGUGACACUGAACUUGUGGUCCUAAUUGGCAACCAUGACAUUGGAUUUCAUCAUGAAAUGACUCGCUAUAAACUGGAGCGCUUUGAGAAAGUAUUCAAUGUGACGUCAGCACGCAUUCUCACCAAGAGGGGAGUAAAUUUCUUGCUGGUGAACAGUGUGGCGCUGCAUGGAGAUCACUGUCCCAUCUGUCAGAGUGUAGAGAAUGAACUAUACAGUCUCUCACAAGCACUAAACUGCUCCACACAGAGCCAUCAUUCUGGAAGUAUGAGGCACCGUUGCAAGGACAUGCAGACAUAUAUAUCAACACCUCCCAUUAUACUGCAGCAUUACCCUCUGUAUCGGGCCAGUGAUGCUGAAUGCACAGGUGUGGAUGCAGCACCGCCUAAUGAACGCUACCAGCACUUUCAUGAACGCUACGAUGUGCUUUCUCAGGAUGCCUCAAAGAUGUUGUUGUGGUGGUUCCAGCCCCGCCUUAUUUUAAGUGGACACACCCACAGUGGCUGUGAGGUCCUGCAUGAGAACCAUAUCCCUGAGAUCAGUGUUCCAUCCUUCAGCUGGAGGAACCGCAACAACCCCAGCUUCAUCCUGGGCUCGUUUUCACAGUCUGACUAUGCACUUUCUAAGUGUUUUCUCCCGGAGGAGAGCAGUGUUAUAGCAGUGUACUGUGGCAGCGCUAUGGCAUUAGCACUGAUCACUCUGGGCCACCUCAGUUUGUUCCGGGGAGCGCUGCAUACAGCAAACGUUCUCCUGGGAAAGCAGAAGUCUCUAUGACCCACACACACUUAGUCCUACUGCACAACUGUGUGUACACAGACACACAUUCUCAUACAUACUGCAUGUUUACACGAGGUACAUAACUGGAACAAGCUUUCCGAAGCCUCAAAGCACAAAGACCACUACAUCAUGGGAGGGCUACUAUAACUUUGGACUGUGUCUUCCUGUAAGCUGUAUGACCUUACAUGUUCAACACUUUAAGGCUUUAUGAAACAGGUCUGAGGUGCUAUACAGACAUACUUUUACACAUUACUGUUAAGCUUCAUUUCAAAUAAAUAAGCAAACUUGAGCCAGAGAUCAUUCCAAUACUGCACUUUAUUACUGCUGAGAGCCAUUAGAAAUGUUCUGACUGAUCUGAAGCUGUUGUUCAAGUGGACCCUGUGUUCAAUUUUCUAUUUUAUUGGUCUAUUUAUAUAUUUUUUUAAGGUUCCUUUCCUUUUAUGCUUUUAGAAAUAAAGGUUCCAAAAUGGUUUGUGGAGUUUUUUUUUGUGUGUUUUUUUUUUUUUACUGUUUAAAUGUUUCUCUUCAAACUGUGCAUCCAAGCCAAGAACCAAACUGGAACUGUUAUUUCUUUUUUAGUUUAGUGAAUUUGCAAUUCCUAGCCUUAUUUGAACAAGCUAUGUUUGUUUUGUUUGUCUUUUUAAUAAUGAACAAAUGGAUUUGAACCUUGUGUUAAUUCCCAGGGAAUGUUUUAACUAGUCUUGACAAAUGCAAUAAAUAUCUAUAUCUGA
Molecule: messenger RNA, 2427 nt
Organism: Pygocentrus nattereri (red-bellied piranha)
Lineage: Eukaryota; Metazoa; Chordata; Actinopteri; Characiformes; Serrasalmidae
Gene: mppe1
Product: metallophosphoesterase 1
Exons: 9
Coding region: 533-1693 (386 amino acids)
Biological process (GO): GPI anchor biosynthetic process; endoplasmic reticulum to Golgi vesicle-mediated transport
Cellular component (GO): endoplasmic reticulum-Golgi intermediate compartment
Molecular function (GO): phosphoric diester hydrolase activity
Source: RefSeq, a predicted model, not a curated record